Messenger RNA from Pipistrellus kuhlii (Kuhl's pipistrelle), 1035 nucleotides. It is a transcript of the gene PKP1, whose product is annotated as plakophilin 1. Gene Ontology annotation, biological process: cell-cell adhesion; intermediate filament bundle assembly; cell-cell junction assembly. Gene Ontology annotation, cellular component: plasma membrane; adherens junction; nucleus. Bases 91 to 1005 code for a protein of 304 amino acids. Gene Ontology annotation, molecular function: cadherin binding. The record is from RefSeq and is a predicted model, not a curated record. The transcript is spliced from 8 exons. Lineage: Eukaryota; Metazoa; Chordata; Mammalia; Chiroptera; Vespertilionidae.
GGUGCAGCGGGCAAGGGGCUCUGGGUCUCACUCCCCUCCCCCCGCGCCUGCCUGAGGAACCUCAGCUCGGCGGACGCCGGCCGGCAGACCAUGCGCAACUACGGGGGGCUCAUCGACGCCCUCAUGGCCUACGUGCAGAACUGCGUGGCCGCCAGCCGCUGCGAUGACAAGUCCGUGGAGAACUGCAUGUGCGUCCUGCACAACCUCUCGUACCGCCUGGACGCCGAGGUGCCCACCCGCUACCGCCAGCUGGAGUACAACGCCCGCAACGCCUACACCGACAAGUCCUCCACUGGCUGCUUCAGCAACAAGAGCGACAAGAUGAUGAACAACAACUACGACUGCCCGCUCCCCGAGGAGGAGGCCAACCCCAGGGGCAGCAGCUGGCUGUACCACUCGGACGCCAUCCGCACCUACUUGAGCCUCAUGGGCAAGAGCAAGAAGGACGCCACCCUGGAGGCCUGCGCGGGGGCCCUGCAGAACCUGACGGCCAGCAAGGGGCUGAUGUCCAGCGGCAUGAGCCAGCUCAUCGGGCUCAAGGAGAAGGGGCUGCCGCACAUCGCCCGCCUGCUGCAGUCCGGCAACUCGGACGUGGUGCGCUCCGGCGCCUCGCUGCUCAGCAACAUGUCCCGCCACCCCGCACUGCACCGCGUGAUGGGAAACCAAGUGUUCCCCGAGGUGACGCGGCUGCUGACCAGCCACACAGGCACCAGCAGCAACUCGGAGGACAUCCUGGCCUCCGCCUGCUACACCGUGCGGAACCUGAUGGCCUCCCAGCCCCACGUGGCCAAGCAGUUCUUCUCCAGCAGCAUGACCAACAACCUGGUCAACCUGUGCCGAAGCAGCGUCUCCCCCAAGGCCGCCGAGGCCGCCCGGCUGCUGCUGACGGACAUGUGGUCCAGCAAGGAGCUGCAGAGCGUCCUGCGGCAGCAAGGCUUCGACCGGAACAUGCUGGGCGCCUUAGGCGGCCCCAACAGCCUCCGGAACUUCACCUCCCGGUUCUGAGGGGGCGGCCGGAGCAGGCGCGGCUCGCAG